Molecule: messenger RNA, 444 nt
Organism: Nicotiana tabacum (common tobacco)
Lineage: Eukaryota; Viridiplantae; Streptophyta; Magnoliopsida; Solanales; Solanaceae
Source: RefSeq, a predicted model, not a curated record
AUGGCAGGUUCUCAACUUCUUUCUUUGGCUUUAUUCAUCUCAGCUAUUGCAUUUCACUUGGUUGAGGCUAAUUUCCCAGACAACAUGUAUAUCAAUUGGGGUGCCCAUCACUCUUGGAUGCAAGGCGAGGAUCUUCGGCUCGUCCUCGAUCAAUCCUCAAGUUCUGGUGUUCAAUCAAAAGGAAUAUUUCUAUUUGGAAGCAUUGAGAUCAAACUGGUACUGGUACCUGGUAACUCUACUGGAACGGUCACUGCAUACUAUCUAUCUAGUCAACAGAAAAUCACUGGUGACAAGCAUGAUGAGAUCGGCUUUGAGUUUCUAGGGAAUGUAUCAGGACAACCCUAUAUUAUCCACACUAACAUUUUCACUCAAGGCGUAGGAGGCAGGAAACAGCAAUUAUAUCCAUGGUUUGGAAUGGACCAGGUAGCAUCACCAAACAACUGA